Messenger RNA from Linum tenue, 226 nucleotides. NCBI's taxonomy places the organism in Eukaryota, Viridiplantae, Streptophyta, Magnoliopsida, Malpighiales, Linaceae. The record is from the annotation of a GenBank genome assembly.
CGAUCCGCCGUCCGAUUGCGGGGUCGAGUUGACCGUUGACUUGAUCUUGGCGAUGGCCGAUUCGGGGAACUUGAACACCUUCUCUCUGAGGAUCUUGGCUGGAGCUCCGGAAUCGGUGUUGGGCUUGGUGAGCGGGUCCGGCGGGGAGAGGUCCAGCUUGACCCGGGUGUUGCGGGCCUUGGUCCGCUCCAGGAACGGAGGGACCGAGAUGGAGCUGGACCCGUUG